CAAAUAUAUAUAAUACGCUCCCACCGACUCCUCCCUCUCCCCUCAAACACUAUCAGAGGGACCCGAACCCACAUUUCUCGAUUCCAGAGGGACCAAACUGCAAAAUUUCCCUCAUCUCCGCACACAGCUGUUCUUGGUCUCUUUUUAUUCGCAUCCUCUGCGAACUGGAUGAGGCUUGCCAUUUGUGUGCUGCCGGCGAUCAUCAGUUUGACAUGAAAGGGCAGACUGCCUUCUCUCCUGCUUCUGUGGAAGCCCGCCAUCGCCUGCCUGGAACUGCCGAUGACACGACGAAAAGAAGGGCCCCGAGAAGCACGGUUUUGAAGGAAGUCGAGAAGAUCAACGUUCUUAUUUCGGAAAAAAGUUCAAGCUGCAAAUUCCGCUCCUUAAAGCUUGUUCUGUUCACUAUCAUAUGUGGCACCUUCUUAACGUUCAUAUAUUCUCCAUCAGCCUAUAAUGAGCAUCAAAUGCAUUCCGGUUCUCGGUUUGUAGAUGUCGGGUGGCUAUGGGAUCGGGCCAUUUCUGACCCUCGAUAUGUAUCGAAAUUGGAAGUUCAAUGGGAUCAUGUAUCCAAAACCCUCCAAAAUAUACACAUCAAGGAAGGAAAUCUCAAAAUCGCAUUGCUAAACUUCAACAGCACCGAGAUCGACAGUUGGCACGAUAUACAACCACAAGCUGAACUUUCGGUGGUACGGCUCGAGCACGCAAAGGGAAGCGUUACUUGGGAAAGUCUAUAUCCGGAAUGGAUUGAUGAGGAGGAAGAGACCGAAAUACCCGUUUGCCCGUCCCUUCCCGAUCCCGAGGUCCCCGUAGGGAGGCAAUACGAUCUUGUAGCCGUUAAGCUUCCGUGUAACAGAUUGGAUGGCUGGUCAAGAGAUGUCGCGAGGCUUCAUCUGCAGCUCUCUGCAGCGAAGCUGGCAGUGGGCUCGUCAAAAGGGAAUGCGGAGGUGCAUGUCCUUUUUGUGACAGACUGUUUUCCCAUACCGAAUCUAUUUGCAUGCAAGCACAUAGUUCAAAGGGAAGGAAAUGCUUGGUUGUACAAACCUGAUUUGAGGACGUUGCGGGAGAAGAUCCGGCUGCCUGUUGGGUCUUGUGAACUCGCCAUUCCACUCAAAGCAAAAGCAAGGUUGUACUCGGUGGACAGAAAGCGAGAAGCGUAUGCAACAAUUCUUCACUCAGCUCACGUGUAUGUGUGCGGUGCAAUCGCGGCCGCCCAGAGUAUCCGGCAGGCGGGGUCCACACGGGACCUCGUGAUUCUCGUUGAUCAGUCGAUUAGCGGCCACCACCGGCACGGCCUCGAGGCUGCCGGCUGGAAAGUGCGGACCAUUGAAAGGAUCCGAAAUCCUAAAGCCGAGCGUGAUGCCUACAACGAGUGGAACUAUAGCAAGUUCCGGCUCUGGCAGCUCACUGAUUACGACAAGAUAAUAUUCAUUGACGCCGACCUCCUCAUAUUAAGGAACAUCGAUUUCCUCUUUGCAAUGCCUGAGAUCACUGCCACCGGAAAUAAUGCGACUCUCUUCAACUCGGGGGUUAUGGUCAUCGAACCCUCGAAUUGCACAUUCAACUUGUUGAUGGAUCAUAUUAACGAAAUUAAGUCGUACAACGGCGGAGAUCAAGGUUAUUUGAAUGAGAUUUUUACGUGGUGGCACCGAAUUCCAAAACACAUGAACUUCUUAAAGCACUUCUGGGAGGGAGACGAGGAGAGUGUGAAGGACAAGAAAACUUGGCUAUUUGGGGCCGACCCACCGGUUCUUUACGUACUUCAUUAUUUAGGGCUAAAGCCGUGGCUGUGCUUUCGCGACUACGAUUGCAAUUGGAAUGUGGAGCAGUUAAGGCAGUUUGCGAGCGACAUAGCGCAUGCCCGUUGGUGGAGGGUGCACGAUCGGAUGCCCGAGGGGUUGCAGGAAUUUUGCCUCCUGAAGUCGAAGCAGAAAGCGGGGUUGGAGUGGGACCGGCAGCAGGCGGAGAAGGCGAACUACACCGACGGGCACUGGAAGAAGAAGAAUAUAACCGAUCCAAGACUAAACAUAUGCUUUGAGAAGUUUUGCUUUUGGGAGAGCAUGCUGUGGCACUGGGGGGAGGCAAAUUGGACCGACAAUAGCGCCGCGCCAAAGACGCCGACUGCUAGUCUACCUAGCUCAUGAAUGUAACUACUUUCUCUUUCUUCUAUCUCUCUCUCUCUAUAGUUUUAUAGAUAGUUCGAUAGUCGCGGUAAAUACAAAAUUGAAAUCUCAUACUUCUCUAAUACAUAUACUGCGUCGAGUAUCGUUGGAUUCAGCAGUCUCAUUGUAUCGACGGCGGACAAAUUUUGGCUAAUAAAUUCCUCAGCAUUCCAAUGUUGGUACAUAA
Messenger RNA from Ananas comosus (pineapple), 2346 nucleotides. RefSeq names its product UDP-glucuronate:xylan alpha-glucuronosyltransferase 1-like. The transcript is spliced from 5 exons. Gene Ontology annotation, molecular function: glycosyltransferase activity. Gene Ontology annotation, biological process: xylan biosynthetic process. Lineage: Eukaryota; Viridiplantae; Streptophyta; Magnoliopsida; Poales; Bromeliaceae. The record is from RefSeq and is a predicted model, not a curated record. Bases 213 to 2141 code for a protein of 642 amino acids.